Molecule: messenger RNA, 6376 nt
Organism: Bursaphelenchus okinawaensis
Lineage: Eukaryota; Metazoa; Nematoda; Chromadorea; Rhabditida; Aphelenchoididae
Source: the annotation of a GenBank genome assembly
AUGAAGAAUUUGCAUUUAUAUAAAGUGAUACAGACAUCAAACCCGAAUCUCAAGGAAGAACUAAAAAGUAAAUUUAAACGUUAAAGUUUAUUUUAUUUUUAUGUUUAGAUGCAUCUCAUUUUGCUUCCGACACAAGGGCAGGACAGAUCUUCUUCAUAACAUCUGAAAAAUUGAUUGGAAUCAAGAAUGGAGAGCUGGUAUGGAUAAUGUAACAUAAAUUGAUCUAAACUCAUACUUUUCAGUCUUGUGACUACGAAUUUGAUUCUUCAGUAGAACAUGAAGGUCCAGUUGUGUGUUUUGAUUAUCUUUCCGAUUCAGAUGAACUCUUUUGGAUCUACCAAAAUGGACAUUGUUAUCGGAUGAAUGUGGAGUCGUGGGAGGUGAGUAAAAUGAGUUGAUUAUGUGGUUUUAAAGUAAGUUUUUAUUAUUCUUUUUGAUUUUUAGGCAGUAGAAGAUACUGGAGUAGUGUUUGAACCAGUUUGGGGCGCUUCAUGGUCCCCAGGCUAUCAGAAUUUGGUCGUGGCGACUGAAAACACUUUGUUGUUGUUCUCACGUGACUUGGAUGUGAUCUCAGAAAGCGAGGUGAAGCCAAAUUAUGCUGGAAAAGGUAAAUAAAAUACGUGAUAGACUUUUCUUUGGUUUGAAUAUGAAUCUAUGUUAAAAAGUUAAAGAUAUUAGUCUUAAAAACGACCUUAAACUUAUCUACUUACUAGAUGUCUAAUAUAAAAUUUUUUUAUAGAAGAACUACAAACAAUUGGUUGGGGAUCAAAAGAAACACAAUUUCAAGGAUCUGUAGGUAAAGGAGCACGUGAAGUAGCUGAUAAAGAUCGUCAGUUAACGCUGCUAGUUGAGUAUGAUCAAGAACAGUUUGGCACAUUGAUCAAGUGGAGAGCUGAUGGACAAGUGCUCGCUAUUUCGAACACUGAAGUCGUUGCUGGUGCCAAAUGUCGUAGAGUUAGGAUAUGGGAUUCUGAUUUGAAUUUCUUAGCUUUAUGUGAUCCGUUGAGCGGUAUUGAACCUACUUUAGAAGUUUUGUAAGUUUGUCAUGGAUAAUAUAAGGCUUUUUUGAUUUUUUUGUUGGUUUUUAGAUGAUUUUGAAGGGGUUUGAAGAAGAAAUGGUUAAAAUAGGAUGUGAUAGUGUAUUGAAUUUACUUUUGAGGUUAAAAAAGUUUUGUCACAUCAAGAUAUAUUGAGUUAUAUCACCUUGCUUUAGACCGUCUCGAAACCUGUUCGUAACCUCUAGAACGAGUGUUGAUGAAGAAAAGACGCGAUCACUGUGGUUUUACGAACAAAAUGGACAAUAUAGAAAGAAUGUUACACUUGAAAAGCAGGAUAAUAUGAAGUUACAAUCAAUUCAGACCAAUUGUGAUGGUACUAUACUAGCUUUGGUCUUUGACUCUGAUACUAAUGUUGAUGCCAUAGCUCAGCCAGGCGGUGAACUUCAAUUCUGGACGUUGAGCAAUGCUGAAUGGACUAAGAAGUUGGCUUACAAAUUCAAUUACAGUAUCAAAUACAGUAACUUCUCUCAGGAAUUCGCUUCAAACUUUCAAUUUCUGACCUCGGAAGGCAGUACAAUAUCUUUUGACAUUGGAUUUCUAUACAACUCUGAAACCGGCAAGGUUGUUAGUGUAAAUGGCAGAGAGCUGCGACUAACCGACCUUAACGUGGCUCCAAUUCCACCACCAAUGAGUCAUGUACAAUAUAAACUGGCGGGGGCUGUUUCAAGCAUUUUUAUCCGAAAUGAUGGACGAAUUGCCGUUUUAAACAAGGAUAUGAUGUUAUAUCUCGUCGAUUUUAAAGACCUGAAGGCUGAAGUUGUUGCAGAAGAGAAAUUGGAGAACGUUGGUGAUUUUGUAUACGAAUUGAGGCUUGUGGAUGAUCAGAAAGUGUCAUAUGUGAGCUUGAAGGAUGGUGAAUAUAAAGUGGAAGUAUUGGAUUUGAAAACGAUGGAAAUUAGGUAGGAGCUUUGGAUUUGUGGCAUUUUUUGGGCUUUUGAGAACCUUUGAACUUAAUUUUAAAAAUGUUUGAAUUAAAUUUUUUUUAAAUUGAAAUUUUAGGUAACAACUAAAGAAAAAAUCAAAUUUUAGAUAUUAUUAGGGCUUUUUAAGCAAUGUAUUGUUACGAUUAGAAGAAAACAUUAUUUUUUAAACAUAACUAUGAUUUUUGUUACCUAAAAUAUUGGAAAAACGUUAUUUUAGGUAAUAAAAGUGCAUUUUAAACAUUUUUUAAUCAAAAAAAUAUUUAAAAACUUAUAAAAUGAAUAUAAUUGUAAGUAAAAUACGUCAAUGAUUUUUUCAGCUCAUUAUCAACCCAACCAGAACCCAUAGUCUACCAUAAAGUUGAUGGUACAACAACAUAUGUCAUCACUGAUAAGGGAAAAUGCCUCAAAACGACCGAAAACGAAACUGCCAUUCUUUUUGAUGUCGGUCUAACCGAUUUUUUCAAAUGGACUUGGAUCGGCAAUGACAGUUUCCUAGGCUUAUCACCCAACUUUAAUUUGUACCUAAACGACCGGUCGAUUAUUCAAAAUUGCAUGAGUUAUUCGAUAAAUGGCAGUCUGUGCUUGUUCACUACGUUUGAACACAAGUUGCAUGUGCUGGAGGUAAAUAAGGAUGUGAAGAAGGCUGAUGAAGGUACGUCUGGUCUUGGCUAGAAAAAAAUUUUAAAAAAAUUUUUUUGAUAUAAAGAUUUUUUUAAUUAAAAUGCCAUUUUUAAUCGUAUAUCCCACUAUAAUCAAAUUUUUAAGGCCGAAAAGUGGAGCGAGGAGCAGUAGUCGUCGGUCACGAAGGCGAAAACGGCACAAAAUGCUGGCUCCAAAUGCCCAGAGGCAAUCUAGAAGGUAUCCACCCCCGCUUCCUAACCCUCAGCAACAUGAAAACCCUCCUAAAUCAAAAACAAUACCUAGAAGCAGCGAUUCAGAUGCGAAAACAUCGAAUCAACAUGAACCUGAUCCUAGACCAUGAUCCAGAAUCAUUUUACAACAGUUUGGACACGUUCAUCGGCCAAUUCGAUCCAAAAGUGACACUUCACAUGGACCUACUACAACUCUUCAUAUUAGGCUUAGAGGAGACGGAUUCAACAGCUACAGCCUUUAAGGAACACUACGAAAGAGAAGGUCAAAAAGUGUCGGGGAAAGUGGUAAAAGCGGCCGAGGAAAUGGAAAAAGUGAUAAGAAGAAGGCUGGAUGAAUUAGAGCAAGGAGAGAUGUUAUACUUGUGCCUAUUGUCUUGUUUGAUCAAGAAAGAACAAGGAAAUUCGGCUACGAACGCGCUACUGGAUUUGAAGGAGAGAAGCGCUAAAAGUGGGUUUUUGAAUUUUUUUUUGAAAUUUAGAAUAAAAAUGAAUUUUUGAUUGCACCGUGCAAGGAAAAAAAAUUUUUUUUGAAAAUUUGAAAAAAUUUUAAAAAAUUAUUUACCCUUUACCCCCUACUCUCUACCCCCUGCUCUCUACUCCUACUCUUAUAUCCUACCCCCACUACUACUGUACCUAACUGGAUGAAAUAGAUCAAGAGGAGGUGUUAUACAUGAAGGUUUUAAAAAAUUUUGAAAAUUUCAGUAUCCAAAGAGCAAGACCGAACAAAACACCUCUCCAUGAGCCUCCGCCACCUAAGCUACAUUGUCGACCCGAACCCACUCUUCGAAGCAGCUCUACGCACAUUCGACUUGAACAUAUUAUCCAUGAUCGCCGACAAACUACAAAAAGACCCAAAGGAAUAUAUUCCACUAAUCAAUCGACUCAAAGGUUUUGAACCAGAAAACUACCGAAGAUUCCACAUCUGUUUGCUAUUGGAAGAUUGGGCUGAAGCUUUGGAUUAUAUUUCGAAGGUUGAGGAGAAGUUCGAUGAAUGUUGUGAACAUGUAAAACAAUAUGGAUUGUACUCGAGGGCGUUGAGGUUGUUCAAGGGCACUGAGAGGUAUAAGGUAAGUAUCUGAAACUAUAGAAAUGGUUUGGUCUGUUUUAGGUUUUAUGUUUGGCUUAAAUCAAGAUGUUGUUAGGGUUAAGUUUAGGUUUAACUGUAGGGUGUUUAGGCUUAAAUUAAAGCGUUAUAUAGGCUUAAGUUUAGGUUUAAGGCAAGGGUUUUAGGCUUAAAUAAAAGUUGUUUUUAGGCUUUAAGAAAAGGGUAAUAAGGAAAGUGAUUCAGGCUUAAGUUAAGGCGUUAUACAGGCUCAAAUUUAGGUUUAAAUGAAGGCAUUUUUAGGCUGAAGUAGAGCCGGGUUUUAGGCUUAAUGAUAAGCCUAAGUAAAGGCGGUUUUUAGGCUUAAACUUAGGUUUUAACUUAGACGAUUUUUAAGCUUAAAUUAAGGUGUUCUAGGAUUAAAGUGCGGACUUGAAUGAAGGCCUUUUUUAUGCAUAAAUAAAGGAUGCUUUUAGGCUUAAAGAGAAGCUUAAAUAAAAGCGUUUUUAGACUUACGUAAAGGCUGCUUUUAGGCUUAAAAAGAAGUUCAAAUAAAAACAUUUUUAGGCUUAAAGAGAAGUACAAAUAAAAAAUUUUUAGGUUUAACUAAAUGUUGCUUUUAGGCUUAAAGUAAUGGCUUUGAUGAAGGCUUUUUAAAGCUUAAAGCUAAGUUUAAAUGAAAGCGUUUUUUAGGUUUAAACUUAGGCUUAAAUUUAAACUUUUUUACGCUAAAAAAACUAAAUUUUCACUCUAUUUUUUGCGAUUUUAGGCUUAAUUUUUAGAUAUAAGCUUUAAAACAACUUGAUUUUAAAGCCCUUUUUUAGGAAAUCUGUUCACUAUCGGCCGAUCACUACUACAAGAAAGCCAAAUUCACGGACGCCGCUUAUUUGUAUCAAAAAUGCGACCAAUACGAGAAGGCUCUACAAGCAUUUGAAAGCGCCUUAAAUGUAGAAGAGUACUGUAAUUUGUACGAAAGUUUUGUGUGUCAACAAGGACAAGUAGAUGCCACGAGUACAACAAAGAGCUCUGAAAGUACAACUUUGAAUAUACCCAAAGCCAAGUACGAGCUAGCUCUGAAGAAGAUGGCCGUUCAUCUGGAGCAAAAAGGCCGAACCGCCGAAGCCGCCACAGCCCUAGCCAAGCUCAAUUUCGAAGCCCACGCCGAGAAAAUAGCGAAUUUGUUAGCGACAGCCGGUCGCUGGACUAGUCUAUCGAAAUUGACAACGAAAAUGCCGGAGGCGAUCGUCACUGACAUUCUCAUGAACAAGUUCGAAGCCUUCACCGUACUUUUUGAGAAUCAGAAGCAACAGAUCCUGGAGUAUCAGGAGAGACUGCUGGAGUUGAGAGAGAUCAAGCAAAGACAUCUGAACGCCUGGAUCGAAGCCCAAGGCGAUGACGCGUUUGAUUGUGCACAGUCGGAAACGACCAGUAUCGCGUCGAGUAUGAUGUCACAGGCUUCCAGAAUGUCGACGGCGUCUAGUCGAAGGAGAAAGAAUGUAGGUUUGGUCGUGGGUAUGAGGUUAUGAUGGGGUGUGGGUAUGGAGUUAUGACAGAUUUUGUGAAAGGGUCCUUUUUAUCUAGUUGAAGAUCAGCUGGAGGGGGAUGGGUAAAAGAGGUCAAGAUGAAAAAGAAAUUUUGAUUAUUAAGGCAGUUUUUAUUAGAAAUAUCAAGAACUUUCUUUACAGACUAUAAUAAUAUAAGUAGGAAUAAAAGAUUUGUCGUAUAACUUGUCACUCGCAGCCUGCAUAACAUAAAAAUGGGCGUCUUUGGAAGAUAAUUGGCAGCAACUUUCUUUACAAAACAAAAUGGCAAAAAUUUUCUUUACAAAAAAUGAAAUGGCAAGAACUUUCUUUACAAAACAAAAAAAUGGCAAUAACUUUUUUUUACAUAACAUAAAAUGGCAUGAACUUUCUUUACAAAACGAAAAAUGGCAAAAGCUUUCUUUACAGCACAAUACGUUCUUUACAAAGCGGAAAAUGGCAAGAACUUUCUUUACAAAACAAAUUUUUUUAAAACUUACGACAAUAUUUGUCGUAUAUUAAGUAUGACACAUAUUUAUCAAAUAUUUACCUUCAGGUAGACAAAAAGAAGUCGGUAGUGAAGAAAGGAAGUCAAUAUGAAGAUGCUGCCAUCCUAUUAGCUCUCAAAUCUCUAUACAAAGCUGUCGAUGACAUUCAAGAAGAAAUGGCACAGUUCCUAAGAGCCUUGGUUACGGUCGAUUUGCUACAAGAAGCCGCAAAAGUCCAAGAAGCCUUUGAUUCACUGAUAAAAACAUGCACAACCAAGAGGAACAGCAUCUGGCCAGAGUACCUGAAAGCCACAGAUUUGCCAGGCCCAAUCUUUGAAACGUUCCGAUGUGAAGAUGGCAUAGUGAGGUUGCCUGAAGGCAAUUCCAUGCCACCACGGUUCCAGUUGAGCGAAGAGUUGAUGGCUCCGAAGAUACGAUCCAGUGUUACGUGGAAGUUGGAUUUGUUGCAGUAG